AUGCUUGCCGCGACGUCGUUCGGGUGGGUGGCCAAGCAGAUUGACAUGCUGACGGGCGAGAAGGGCCGUAGUGGGGUGAGCAUCGAGAACAUCAAGACAAAGGGGCUGAGGGCUUUGCGAGACAACAUGGUGGAGUACAUCUGCAAGCGCAUCGCCAAAAAACGCUCUGCGGCGCCGACUUCACAAGCCGUCGGCCCCGCCGACAGUGCGAUUGAUGACGACGGCGCGGAAAGUCAGACGGCGCCCCAAGCAACAGUUGCCGCCCAGCAUCAGGGGACCGCGAGGGUGUCUGUGGAAGGAGGAAACGGUGGAGGAGGAGGCGACGCUGCGGUAGGUACAGAACGGAAGGAAGAGGAGUCCGGGUCGUCGGAGUCGGGGUCGGGGUCCGAGUCGGAGUCGGAGGAGGAGGACGAGGCGGUGAAGCAGGACGAGGAGGACGACGAGGAGGAGGAGAAGGACGGGAAGGAUGAGGAGGAGGAGGAAGGGAAGGGUGAGGAGGAGGAGGACGGGAAGGAUGAGGAGGGGGUGGAAGAAGAGGUGGAGUAUGAGGUGGAGCACGCAGACGGUACGGUUGAGGUGGGAGCGGCGGAAGAGGCGGUGGGGUCGGCGGAUGAAAGGAACGAGGAAGAGAAGGAUGGCGAUGCGGGUAAUGCUACGAGGUCGGCAGAUGGGGGGAAGGAGAAGGAUGAGGUCGGCGUGGAGGCAACGACGGAAACGGGCCAGGAGGAGGCGGCAUGCGAGGGAAGUGGGAAGGUGCCGGUCGACGCCGACGAAGGGGCGAACAUUACGGGCGUGCAGGAGACGAAGGAAGCAUCUGGUUGGCAGGGUCCUAAACUAGACGACGUCGAGGAGCUGCGACGGGAGAACUGGUUGUUGAGGGCGGAGAACACUCAGCUGGCGACGUUGCUCGAUGAGGAGAAGGCUCGGCUGGACAGGUUUUUUGUUGGGGUACGUGGACUCGUCGACAAGGUGAAUGAGUUGGCCGACCAGGUCGCCGACUCCGACCAGACUGCGGCGGAAUGGCUGCGGAACGCGACGUCGGCCAUGUCGACGACCAUCACGGGCAACAUCACCGGCAGCUUCGACGAAGCGUGGAAGACGAUGAAGACAUUCGCGGAACAGGCGUCGGCGUGGUUGUUGGACUUCGACAAUCCGGAGGGAAAUAUGGCAUAUGCACGCGCCGAGGCGGUCACCGCCUUGGGCGAACACGUCGAUACGGUGGUGGGCGAUGCGAAGAGGGGUUUGGAGGAGUACAUCUCGAACCACCUAGCCUCCGCGCAGGUCAACAUCGCCACCCCUGUGACUCACAGGCUCGCCAUGCAGCCGCCGCCAACGCCUCAGCCCACGCCGCCCGCCCCAACGCCCGCCUUACCGGAGGAGCUCUUGAAGUCGUUCAAGGCAGACAUCUUGAAGGCGGUGACGGAGGCCACCCAACAGUCGUUCCUAGCUUCUGGGAUGAAGAUCAUGACCGAGAUGAUCGGCACUGUGGCGCCUGGUCGACGUGGGUCGUCGCCGUCAGCCAAUGACGCCGAUCACGCUCAAUGGAGGGAGGCCGACAAGCGGGGCCAGAAUAGGACGGGAGGCGGAGACGAUGCGGGGAGCGUGGAGCGGAGCAAGGGAGCGGACGGGAGCCGCGGUCCAGGCGUGUCGCCGUCGGCCAAUGACGCCGAUCAGGCGCAACGGAGAGAGGCCGACAAGCAGGGCCAGAAGAGGACGGCGAUGGUUCGCCGAUGGUUCCGUGACGUCGAUCGGCGCAAUUCCUGCCCACAAAGCCAAGGGUAA
Messenger RNA from Closterium sp. Yama58-4, 1782 nucleotides. The record is from the annotation of a GenBank genome assembly. NCBI's taxonomy places the organism in Eukaryota, Viridiplantae, Streptophyta, Zygnematophyceae, Desmidiales, Closteriaceae.